Aureococcus anophagefferens is the source of this 2340-nucleotide messenger RNA. RefSeq lists its product as hypothetical. Gene Ontology annotation, molecular function: metal ion binding; ATP binding. The record is from RefSeq and is a predicted model, not a curated record. Bases 1 to 2340 code for a protein of 779 amino acids. NCBI's taxonomy places the organism in Eukaryota, Pelagophyceae, Pelagomonadales, Pelagomonadaceae. The transcript has a single exon.
AUGGGCCGCGGCGGCGAGCGCGCGCUCAAGACGCCAGACGACGCGUUCAUCGACCUCGGCGCCUUCGCGACCCUCGCCGUCGCGCUGCCGGCGACGCUGCUGCUCACCUGGCUGCUCACCGUCUCGUGGGCCGAGUACUGGGGCCGGCGCACCUACGUCGCCGCGCGCUUCGCCUACGCCGACGGCGCGCUCUUCGACGGCACGCCGCUCACGUACGGCACCGACUACGUCCUCGCGGCCUGGUGCGCGUACCUCGGCGUCCGCGCAACAACAAACGUCCCGCCCGGCGCGCCGUCGCGCGCGACGCGCCUGCGCCUGCGGCGGCUCAUGUUCAAGUACGCGGUCCAGUGCCUCCUCGGCGGCCUCGCGCACCACGCGCACGACGGUACGGCGGCGUACCUGAACCGGUGGACGUUCCGGCUCCUCUGGACGGCCGUCGUGGGCUGCGUCGCGUCGAGCGGCGCGGACCUCUUCGCCAUCGCCGAGGGUUUGAGAUUUGUGCCACCCGCGGGCCCGCUCCGGGACUUGGCGCGCGUCGCGCGGCUGUCACCGGCCGCGGCCGACGCCUGGGGCCUCGCGCUCUGGCUCCUCACGGCGCUCGGGGCCUUCUCGUGCACGCGGCCCGCGGGCGACAUCUUCGCCGUCGGCGUGACGCAGUCGCCGGCGACGGCCGCGCUCAUCCUCGCGAUCUUGGCGCGGCCGCGACCGGGCGUCGCCGUCGCUUCCGUGGGCCUCGUGCUCAACGUGCCCCUCGUCUUCGCCUACCCCUUCGCCGUCUGGUCGGGCCUCGGGCUCGGCACGGUCAACGGCCUGCUCCACGCGUGGCUCGCCGUCGCCUGGGGCUCCCAGGGCCUCGGGCUCGCGCGCUUCUGCGACGGCGUCGACGGGAGACGCGAGGGGCCGACGACGCGGUCCGCGGCGCGGCGGACCGCGCGGCGGCCGCCGUCGCUCGCGGCGCGGCUCCUCGCGGCGCUCGGCGUCGCGGCCGCGGCGAAGGCGCCGACGCGAACGGCCGUGCGCGCGCGGGAGCGCGCGCUCGAGCGCGGGCGCGCGGAGGACAACGGCGCCGUCGCGGCCUUCGCGGCGCCGGACGCGGACGCCGUCGGCGCGGCCGUCGUCGUCGACCCGCUCUGCGACUACCUCGGCCUCGCGCUCGCCCGGGAGCUCCUGGACCGGGGUGUCGCCGUCGCCACGGUGCUCAGCGACUACGUCGGCGGGGGCCUCUGCGACGGCGGGCAACCGCCGCCGCCGCUCCGCGCGCCGGCCGCGUCGCGCGAGGCGCCCUGGCUCGAGGCCGCGGACGCGCCGCCGCUCCUCGCGUGCUUCUCGGAAUCCGACGCGGGCAUCGCGACGGCGGAGCGCCUCGGCCGCGCGCUCGACGCGGCCUUCGCCAACGGCGACGGCGUCGACCGGCGGCACAAGUGGCUCCUCCACGAAAAACUCCGCGACGCGGGGCUGCCGCACUGCGCGCAGGCGCUCUGCGACACCGCCGAGGACGUCGUCGCGUUCCAAAAAACACACAACACCAUCGUCGUCAAGCCCUGUCGCGGCGUCGGCAGCGACGGCGUCUUCAAGUGCGAGACCGCGGCGGAGUGCCGGGAGGCGUUCGACGCGCUGCGCGCGACGACGCGCUACGGCGGCGGCUUCAACGACGUCGUCCUCGCCCAGGCGUUCCUCGCGGGCGUCGAGUACGCCGUCGACAGCGUGUCGCGCGACGGCGAGCACAAGGUCACGGCGCUCUGGCGCUACGACAAGCGGCCCGCGAACGGCGGCGCCUUCGUGUACCGCGGCACGUGGCUCGCGGACGCCGCGGGCGCCGGGGCCGUGCUGGAGACGCUCCGCGCCUGCCUCGACGCCCUGGGCCACGCCAACGGCCCCGCGCACUCGGAGCUGAUCGUCGGCGACGACGGCGCGGCGACGCUCGUCGAGGUGAACGCGCGGUUCCACAACGCGAACGUGCGGCCCCUCGUCGCCGCCUGCGUCGCCGGCCCCGACGCCAUCGCCGCGGCGGCGGCGGCCUGCCUGCCGAGCGCCGACGAGUGGGACGCCAUCGCCGCGGACCCGACCCUGGAGCGGGCCGGCGUGCUCGCGCACCUCGUGUCGGCCGUCGAGGGGCCGCUCGCGGCGGUCGACGGCGACGCGCUGGCGCGGCUGCGGAGCCUCCCGACGCUCGUCGACCACGAGCUCUACGUCGACGAGCCCGGCGGCGCCAUGGUGAAGACCGUGGACAUCAAGACGGACUCGGGCUGGGCGCUCCUCGCGGGGCCGGAGGCCGCCGUCGCCGCGGACUACGCGGCGAUCCAGGACCUCCAGUACGAGCUCUUCCGCGUGGACUCGUAA